GGGCCCCUGUCUGAAGCUUCGCGCAGCCCCCCUCGUGCUCGGUGGUGUGCUCUCCGGGGGCUGCGGGUCCCUCCCCGAGGGGGUCGGGCUGCGCUGUUCAACGAGGGGGCUGUACCCCCGCCCGCCGCUGCCUUUGCGGACGGCGGCGUGAGGCCGGCGGAGCUGCCCGUGCUGAGCGCGGCGCGCCCUAUGUGCGGCUCUGCGGAGCCCGGGAGGCGGGUCCUGCGGGGACGCGGGCGGCCACUCGGCGGCUGCCGGGCUCUGGGCGGGGGCCGGCCCGGGCGCCGCCUCCUCCUCCGCCGCUGCCGCCUCCUCGCAGUGCAGCGUGAGUAGGGAGCCCAGGCUGGUGGACGCCGAGCCUCUCGGCUGCGCGGUCACCUCAUCCUCGAGGUGCAGCCGAUCCUCCGCGUGGCGCCCCAAGUCCUCCGAGCCGCCUGCGGAUUAGCCGAGGACCGAGCCCUCGAUCUCGUGCUUCCCGCAGCUCCCACCGCUCUCUCCCCCGACCCUCCUGCAGCCUCCCCUUUCUUUCCCCUUCGGAAAAUGGUUCCUGCUGCCGGGCGAGAUAUGUACCUCUCAUGACUGAUAGGAAGAAACUAGUCAUGGGCCAAAGGUCAAGAUACUUCCCUGGGAAAUGCUGCUGAUGCUCCUUUACAAAGUCAUAUGAUGAAUGUUUGGUUUAAGGAAGAUUUUCCUAUUUAAGAGAUUUUCAUCUUGGAAAUAUAUCAAGUGAAAAUUAUAGAGUCUUUUGGGAAACAUUUUCCUCCUAAUAAAUUAUACCUGUAAUGGGCGACAUGGCAAACAACUCAGUUGCAUAUGGUGGAGUAAAAAACUCUUUGAAGGAAGCUAAUCACGAUGGAGACUUUGGAAUUACACUCGCAGAGCUGCGGGCCCUCAUGGAGCUCAGGUCCACAGACGCAUUACGGAAAAUACAGGAAAGCUAUGGAGACGUCUCUGGAAUCUGCGCCAGGUUAAAAACAUCUCCCAAUGAAGGUUUAAGUGGAAACCCUGCAGAUAUAGAGAGAAGAGAAGCAGUAUUUGGAAGGAAUUUUAUACCUCCUAAAAAGCCGAAAACCUUUCUCCAGCUAGUAUGGGAAGCAUUACAAGAUGUCACUCUAAUUAUAUUAGAAAUUGCAGCCAUAGUAUCAUUGGGCCUUUCUUUCUAUCAGCCUCCAGAAGGGGAGAAUGCACUUUGUGGAGACGUUUCUGUUGGAGAGGAAGAAGGUGAAGGUGAAACUGGUUGGAUUGAAGGAGCAGCAAUCCUCUUGUCAGUAGUGUGUGUGGUGUUAGUAACAGCUUUUAAUGACUGGAGUAAGGAAAAGCAGUUUAGAGGUUUGCAGAGUCGAAUUGAACAAGAACAGAAGUUCACAGUCAUCAGGGGUGGUCAGGUCAUUCAGAUACCCGUAGCUGACAUUACUGUUGGAGACAUCGCUCAAGUGAAAUAUGGUGAUCUUCUUCCCGCUGAUGGCAUACUUAUUCAAGGCAAUGAUCUUAAGAUUGAUGAAAGCUCUUUGACCGGUGAAUCUGAUCAUGUUAAGAAGUCUUUAGAUAAAGAUCCCUUACUUUUAUCAGGUACUCAUGUAAUGGAAGGCUCUGGAAGAAUGGUCGUUACUGCUGUAGGUAUAAAUUCUCAAACUGGAAUUAUCUUUACCUUACUUGGAGCCGGAGGUGAAGAGGAAGAGAAGAAAGAUGAGAAGAAAAAGGAAAAGAAAAAUAAGAAACAAGAUGGAGCUAUUGAGAAUCGCAACAAAGCAAAAGCCCAGGAUGGUGCAGCCAUGGAAAUGCAGCCUUUGAAGAGUGAAGAAGGUGGAGAUGGUGAUGAGAAAGACAAAAAGAAAGCAAAUUUGCCAAAAAAGGAAAAAUCCGUUUUACAGGGGAAACUGACGAAACUAGCUGUUCAGAUUGGCAAAGCAGGUUUGUUGAUGUCUGCCAUCACAGUUAUCAUUCUUGUCUUAUAUUUUGUGAUUGAUACCUUCUGGGUUCAGAAGAGACCGUGGCUUGCUGAGUGCACACCGAUUUACAUCCAGUAUUUUGUAAAGUUCUUCAUUAUUGGAGUUACGGUUUUGGUGGUGGCAGUACCAGAAGGUCUGCCCCUUGCAGUCACUAUCUCACUAGCUUAUUCAGUCAAGAAAAUGAUGAAAGAUAAUAAUUUAGUAAGACAUCUGGAUGCUUGUGAAACCAUGGGAAAUGCUACAGCUAUUUGUUCAGAUAAGACAGGAACAUUGACAAUGAACCGAAUGACAGUUGUUCAAGCUUACAUAAAUGAAAAACAUUAUAAAAAGAUUCCUGACCCAGAAGCUAUUCCACCAAAUAUUUUGUCCUAUCUUGUAACAGGAAUUUCUGUGAAUUGUGCUUAUACAUCAAAAAUAUUGCCACCAGAGAAAGAGGGUGGAUUACCUCGUCAUGUUGGUAAUAAAACUGAAUGUGCCUUGUUGGGACUUCUUUUGGAUUUAAAGCGGGAUUAUCAGGAUGUUAGAAAUGAAAUACCAGAAGAAGCACUAUACAAAGUCUACACCUUCAAUUCUGUCAGAAAGUCCAUGAGCACUGUCCUGAAAAAUGCAGAUGGAAGUUACCGAAUAUUCAGCAAGGGGGCAUCUGAGAUAAUUCUGAAAAAGUGUUUCAAAAUCUUGAGUGCUAAUGGUGAGGCAAAAGUAUUCAGACCAAGGGACCGUGAUGAUAUUGUAAAAACUGUGAUUGAACCGAUGGCAUCAGAAGGCUUGAGAACCAUAUGUCUUGCAUUCAGAGAUUUCCCAGCAGGAGAACCAGAACCAGAGUGGGAUAAUGAAAAUGAUAUUGUCACCGGCCUUACAUGCAUUGCUGUUGUGGGGAUUGAAGAUCCUGUGAGACCUGAGGUGCCAGAUGCAAUAAAGAAAUGUCAGAGGGCUGGAAUUACUGUGCGGAUGGUCACUGGUGAUAAUAUUAAUACUGCUCGGGCUAUUGCCACCAAAUGUGGUAUUUUACAUCCUGGGGAAGAUUUUCUUUGCCUAGAAGGUAAAGAUUUCAACAGGAGAAUACGAAAUGAAAAAGGAGAGAUUGAGCAAGAGCGGAUAGACAAGAUUUGGCCAAAGCUUCGAGUGCUUGCAAGAUCAUCUCCUACUGACAAACAUACACUGGUUAAAGGUAUAAUUGACAGCACUGUUUCCGAACAACGCCAGGUGGUAGCUGUCACUGGUGAUGGUACAAAUGAUGGCCCGGCGUUAAAGAAAGCUGAUGUUGGAUUUGCAAUGGGUAUCGCUGGAACUGAUGUAGCUAAAGAAGCAUCUGAUAUUAUUCUCACGGAUGACAAUUUUACAAGCAUUGUUAAAGCAGUUAUGUGGGGACGAAAUGUCUAUGACAGCAUCUCAAAAUUCCUUCAGUUCCAGCUUACCGUUAAUGUAGUAGCAGUGAUUGUUGCUUUCACGGGCGCCUGUAUUACUCAAGACUCGCCACUUAAAGCUGUGCAGAUGCUAUGGGUAAACCUCAUCAUGGAUACGCUUGCUUCCCUGGCUCUGGCGACCGAACCCCCCACUGAAUCUCUCUUGCUUCGGAAACCUUAUGGUAGAAAUAAGCCUCUCAUCUCACGCACAAUGAUGAAGAAUAUUUUGGGUCAUGCAUUCUAUCAGCUUGUUGUAGUCUUUACACUCUUGUUUGCCGGAGAAAAGUUUUUUGAUAUUGAUAGCGGAAGAAAUGCUCCUUUGCAUGCUCCUCCAUCGGAACAUUAUACUAUUGUUUUUAACACCUUUGUACUGAUGCAACUUUUCAACGAAAUAAAUGCACGGAAAAUUCACGGUGAAAGAAAUGUGUUUGAAGGAAUCUUUAAUAAUGCCAUCUUCUGCACAAUUGUUUUAGGCACUUUUGUGGUGCAGAUAAUAAUUGUGCAGUUUGGUGGAAAACCUUUCAGUUGUUCAGAACUUUCAAUAGAACAGUGGCUAUGGUCAAUAUUCCUAGGAAUGGGAACGUUACUCUGGGGCCAGCUUAUUUCAACAAUUCCAACUAGCCGUUUAAAAUUCCUCAAAGAAGCUGGUCAUGGCACGCAAAAGGAGGAAAUACCCGAGGAGGAGUUAGCGGAGGAUGUGGAAGAGAUUGAUCACGCUGAGCGGGAGUUGCGGCGUGGCCAGAUCUUGUGGUUUAGAGGUCUGAACAGAAUCCAGACGCAGAUGGAUGUAGUGAAUGCUUUCCAGAGUGGAAGUUCCAUUCAGGGGGCACUAAGGCGGCAACCCUCCAUCGCCAGCCAGCAUCAUGAUGUAACAAAUAUUUCUACCCCUACACAUGUAGUGUUUUCCUCUUCUACUGCUUCUACUACUGUGGGGUAUUCGAGUGGUGAAUGCAUUUCGUAGUUCUUUAUAUGAAGGGUUAGAAAAACCGGAAUCAAGAAGUUCAAUUCACAACUUUAUGACACAUCCUGAGUUUAGGAUAGAAGAUUCAGAGCCUCAUAUUCCCCUUAUUGAUGACACUGAUGCUGAAGAUGAUGCUCCUACAAAACGUAACUCCAGUCCUCCACCCUCUCCCAACAAAAAUAACAAUGCUGUUGACAGCGGGAUUUACCUUACAAUAGAAAUGAACAAGUCUGCUACCUCUUCAUCCCCAGGAAGCCCACUACAUAGUUUGGAAACAUCACUCUGAUUGUAAGCUGAAUGUUAACACACUAGCUGCAUUGUAAAGAAACAAAUUGAAACUGGGUCUUUUCACAUAUUGUGACGGACAAGAUAGUAUUCUUGUCUCUGGACUUCAACAGAAGACAUACUUGUACGAAUGUAGAUUUAUUUUUUUAAAAAAAAAAAGCAAAGCUUUCUGCCAGACUGAGGGUGCUUUUUGGGGGGUGGGAGUAAUGAACUGACAGAUAAACAGUAACUCAGCAUAAGUCGACCUGUGGAUCAUCAGUAGAACCUAAGAAUGGUCCUGAACAGGAUGUUAGCAAAGUUUUAGUUGAUCUCAAUCCUUGAUGGGAGAGAGGGAGGAGUAAAGCUGGGCAAGCAAGCAAAGAGCCCUGGAUCAUUGAAUUGAUGCUUUAAUUUCUGCUGUUGGCUGUUAAUAAUUUGGAUUAUUUAUGUUUAUAAAUGAUGCAGAUCUGUUUACAAGGUUUGUAGAUACUUUUUUUGUUCCUGUUCAUAGAUGGGACGCUUCCUUAUAACUGAUGCAGAGAUAAAAUUAGUCCUUCAAAUACUGCUGUAUUUUCAGGAAAAAAAAAAAAAGGAGGGGGGUGUUUCUAUUGAAACUGUACUAAAUUUUUGCCUACAAUUUACCUUGUUAAAUACUGUAGAUAAAUUGCUAAUACUAAUAGCCAAAUAGAUAACACUAAUGCUUUGUUUUAAAAAAAAACAACAAUGAAAAAAAACAAAACAAAAAAAAAAAACAUGAGCAGUGGUGUUCUAAUGAAGUUAUGGCAUCUGUCUUAAUUAGUUUCUUAAAUACAUUUACUACUUAAUGGUUUUGAAACAACUGUUUAAUUUUUAAAAUUUUUGAAAACUUGCUAAUAACCUUUGUUCAGAAUUUAGUAGAUUGUUUAAUGCAGGACAUCGAUGACAUAAUGAAAGAUGCUUGAAAUGCUUUUGUUAUUUCAGGCAAAUCAAAUUAAAUCAAACUAUCAAACGACAAGAGAAUUUUAGUCCUUUUUGUUUUUGUCUAAACAUGUUAGUUCAGUGAUGUCUUGGUGAACUGUGAGUGAACUGUAUUGAUUUUAUUUUUUUCUAAUAAAUCCUUAGAAACCUUCAUACAGCAUGAGGGCUGUUGGCAUUUUGAAAAAGGUUAAUAAGUAGAAGCAUACAUGUUUUCCUUUUGUUUUUGAAACUUGUUUGUAAACAUAAAUAAAUAUGCCCUUUUAUUAAAUAAAUACACAGCAAUUUUUUUAAAAAAGAACUUUGAGCUUCUUUACUCAAUUCUGCCCAUGUGGUACAUCGGUCUGUUCUCUUUAACUGCAAUUGGAAUAAAUUUCAAGAUGGUAACAGCCCCAUGAGGUACCCUUUUUAAUUCCUUGGUGGCAAUCUACUAGAACCAGAUUAAGAAAAUCAUUGCAGUUUGACAUGUUCUUCAUAGAGUUUAUUUAGUUUGCUUAAAAUAAUCUCAGAGUUUAAAAAAAUAAUAAUAACAACCUCAUUGUCUCUGAUACAUUUGUUUUCAUUCUUAAGUGGCCAAAUAACAAAUCAGUUAAAAUGAUAAUGUGAAAAGAUGGGAAAGGCCCUAAAGAUAUAUAUUUAGAUAUCUUACUUAACCAUAUGCUGGAAUGCCUGUCUCUAACCCAGUUGGAUUUUUAAGUCUUUAUUUCUUUUGUCUGCCUUCUCCCCUUUGGCCUCUGUCUUUACCAUUUAGGAACUGGCACUGUGUUAGGGCCCAGAUUUCACCAGAUAUACAAUCCUCAGGCUGACAUAAAGUUUACAAGGACUACUACAACAUCUGAAAAUGCUGACCCAGCAAAGAGACAUUUAGUUGAUGGUGCUUGAUAUUUUUGGUGGGUGGGGGAGAAUCUUUUUCUCUCCAUCAAUCCUUUGCAGUUAUCCUCUGCAAGACUUAGAAACACACUGGCUCUGUCAGCAUUUGUAAUUGUACAUUACUCAUCAGGUAUUUAGAGUGAAUCAUACUGUAAAAAGAGGUAGCAUGAUAUGCUGGAAAGCAUACUAGGCUGGGAAUCAAGACCUGGUUUCUAGUCUGGGUUUUGCUAUUAAUGUGCUGCAUGACCUUGGGAAAAUCAUCUCCCCUACACGAGGGUGGUGGACUCGACUAUCUGGAAGAACCCUUUCUGACUCUAAAAAUUUAUCCUAUCAACUGGAGAGCCUACAAGGCAUAGGGAAUAGAGAAAAGGGAAGUGUUUUCAGUUUUCUUUUUUAUUUUGAUUAUGCUUAAAUAUGAAUGUAAUUACCAAAAGAUAUAGAAGUGCAUGUGCUUUGGAGGGUUUGUACUGAGCUUUUACAGUAUUCGUUUUUCAACUCAAGGCAAUGGCUUUUUACACCAACUCUAAUCCAUAAACGGGUCUUACGACAUCCAUGAAGUAGUAGCAAGACAUGCUUAGUGUGUAUUUCUCUCUUUGAGACACUGUAAUUUCUACCAGAAAUUUCCAGAGCAUUAUGUAAGUAGGAAAAAAAUGCAAGCAAGCUGUUAAAGAUCUUGGAUCCCAUUAUAUAGUAUGUAUUGCCGAAAUCAGCAUCUGUAAUUCAAUCACUUCUUCUCUUUUAUCCUCUAACCAAAAAAUUGUUUAAUUUUGCAUCCCAAAUGUUUUUAAUCUUUGUAUAUUUUUUAAAAAUCUUUUUCUCCUCAUCAUUGCCUUUUUUGUGGUUGUAAAUAGACUUACUUGCACUUUGAAGAUGAGUUACUCCUUGUCAUCUUAUAAAUAUGUGAUAUGGUAAUUUUCAUAACAGAUGUCAGUUUUGAACCAAGAAAUGGCAAUUUGUUUAUAAGAAAAAAAAAAAAAAACUGGCUUCAUUUCUGUGAAACUGCUCUUUGAAAAUUUCUUUUUACACGUGUAAGCCAACUGAGAUACCGUGAUGGUGUUGAUUUCUUUCAAUGAUGCUUACCAUCUAUUUUAGCCACUGAGCCUUUUAUUAUUUGUCUAUUUGUAAAGUUUAUUUGUCUUAACUCAUUUAAUAAAUAUACUGUUUAUCUGUUUCUGAA
Molecule: messenger RNA, 7578 nt
Organism: Capra hircus (goat)
Lineage: Eukaryota; Metazoa; Chordata; Mammalia; Artiodactyla; Bovidae
Gene: ATP2B1
Product: ATPase plasma membrane Ca2+ transporting 1
Exons: 22
Coding region: 783-4313 (1176 amino acids)
Biological process (GO): calcium ion transmembrane transport; regulation of cytosolic calcium ion concentration
Cellular component (GO): membrane; intracellular membrane-bounded organelle
Molecular function (GO): ATP hydrolysis activity; P-type calcium transporter activity; PDZ domain binding
Source: RefSeq, a predicted model, not a curated record